CGUGUCGUCAGUACGCAUUCGGACACGAAGGAGGUCUGCUGCUCAUUUCAAUUACGACUUUUAAAAAAAGGUGGCGUAUUACUUGUCUCAGGUGACAUUCGUAAUAUGCAAAUUUCAUCUGAGAUGAACAGAUUUCUGUUUUUUUGAGUUACUGCGAAGAAGACCCACUGUUCUGUGAUGGCCGUUUCUUGCCGAACGACAAGCGAGUCCUUGGACAUCGUCGAUGCUAACUGUCAAACGGUGUGGACGUCCUCGUUUAUUCAUCUACGUUUCAGCAUUAAUGAACAGGUUUCAGCCGAGCGUGCUAAACAAGUUCAGUUUUGAUAGGUGAAGACAAAUGCGUUAGAAAUAGUCGUAAAUUCAGAACGAGUUUACGGUACGAUGACCAAAGUUUCUUUUCGUGAUUGUCAGGGAGGAUGUUGACCCGAGUAACAGCUGAUGUGGCAUCCAUUUUCCUUAAUGCGGUCAGCGACGCAAUUGUUUCUCAUUUUGUGUAUGCAAAUCAAGAUGGACUUGCCCGUUGAAGCAAUGGACAACUGCUGGAGACUGGAGGAAGAUCAAAAGUGCACAAGCGUUUGAUUACGGUGGAAUGGUGGGCUCUGGUAAUAGCAUCACACACCAUUCAAACAAAGGGUUUAACUAUUUUAGGCUGUCUGCUUUCUCCUAUUGUUUUCCGAAAAUGCGCUACGAGGUUGUCGUGUGUGUAUCAUCAACUUGGAUAAAGGACGCGCCACGGUUAGUCAUUCAAAGAAUUUUAGUUUGUCAAUAUCCGCCGAAAAUCCGGAACUUGUAAGUUAAAAUCUCACAAUGCUUAUUCCAAUGAAGCCAAUACCGAGUUCUAAAGGAUAUGGGCGACCUAAAGGGUUGCAUUGCCAAACAGGAAACAGCUCGCUUCUAAACUUCGCUACAAAAUUCGGCAGUUGUUUCACGACGUGAUUGCCUAAUAUCCUUUUCCUGUUGUAUACGACAUUGCUUCUCAAUCUCACGCGAUUAAUACCUCAAGUCAGAAUCAAAGCGUUACGCAUGUGAUGUUCCCUUUUGUUUCACGUCGGAAACGUUCUAGAUUUGUAAAAUUCAAGUGUUGAUUUUCACGAACGACGUAGCCAAAAAAAAUCGUGGCAUUUUGUGUGCAAUGUGCAGUUCAAUUGCUUGUGUCGUCCAGUGCGGAUUACGGAUGCUUUUAUUCUACUUGAUCUUUCAAGCGACUCCCAAAAGUGACGCUCAGCUGUUUAUGAUUCCGGGAGGCGAGGAACGCACGAUCGAUGUCGGCUCGCAUCUCAUCAUAACCUGCACUUACAAGUAUCCAGACGAACACGACCGACUAAAUUACAGGAGAAACAUUUCAUGGACGUUUCCGUACUAUCUCGUCAGGAACGAGGAAGGUGUUGUUGAGCCUACGCAGGUUAGGUUUAGCGCGACAGCGGACAAGAACGAAACGCACUUGACAUCAACCAUGACUCUAACAAACGUGACAGCCUACGACACGGGCUAUUUCAGUUGUAAGGCCAUUUAUAGAGACGAAAUUAAGCAAUACGUCUACGUUUACGAUCGUAAUAAUGCCGUUAUCAAAGAUGACCCGCAAUUCCGGACCAAACAAGAAUCGGGCGAACCGCUUCUUAUUGGAUGCCGGCCCACUCAUCCUAACGUUACAGUCGUUCUUCUUCGUCUAACUCGGCAUAUCCAUCCAAAAGAAGAGAACAAUUACCAAUGGGAUUAUUCAAAAAAUCUUUUAUCUGGACCUAAUCCGAGCUGGACGCUGGACUCUCACAAGGGACUGAGGAAAAAGCGGGCGACCGUUGGUGACACGGGCUAUUACUAUUGUUUUGGCGCAAUGGGCGAACCUGUUAGCCGUUUGGAUAAGAGGAUCAUCUUCGUGAUUGGUGUCCGAGGAGUGGAGUUGGAAAGACUUGAUGGAACUGACGAUCCGCUGGAAGGAAGCAAUGUCACGUUGGUUUGUCACACUUAUGCCAAUCUCGAAUUCUCCUCGCCACCAGAGUGGAUUGUCCGGAACAAGAAUACGGGAGGCAUGCAAUAUAUCGAUGAGUUGAGCCCUCCCAAAGGUGUUGAAAUAACAACGGAAAACAUUACGAGACCUCAAUUCACUUGGAUCUAUUACGAAAGCCGGCUGCAGUUAUUUAACAUUAGCCUGGACACCCCCACGACUCUUCAAUGCAAAGGCAAAACGAGUAAAGGCAUAGUAUUUCGAACAGCUUCGUUUGCAAUCAAAGUUCAAUUGGAGAAGGAAAGACCAAAGAAUUUAACUUGCAGCAUACCGUCACACGCGGAUCGCGUUCAAUGGCUCAAGGAUGACCAAGAGUAUUCCGGUCAAGUUUACUCAUUGGGUAGUAUGUCAGUGUUGCCUCUUCGAGGGACGGCUGGCGAAGGAGGUGCCUACGCUUGUCAAUGGAAAAACAAGCGAGGAGAGGUUAAAUAUCGCAAUUUCACCGUCUCACCCAUUUUCUACGAGCAGACAUUUGCCAAGAGCGAUGAAGAAACUGAUAGUCGAACAAGGAUCGUCCUAGGUUUUUCUAUAGCUCUUGUUCUAUUAAUUGCCGUUGGAAUUGCCGGCAGCAUUAAACUCUACGCCGAUCAGAAGAAACUUCAAGUGUAUCCUGGAGCAUUAAAAAGAUUCCUUGAAGGCAAUCUUAGUGGAAUCGACCCGCUUUUGCCAAUGGAAGAUCAAAUCGAAAUGUUACCUUACGACCAACGAUGGGAAUUUCCCCGAUACCGUCUCAAAUUAGGAAUUCAGCUGGGAGUUGGAUGUUUCGGCCGUGUGGUUAAAGCUAAAGCCGUUGGAAUGAAUAAGAAUUCGAACGGAACUGCCAGAACUGUGGCCGUUAAGAUGGUCAAGUCGCAAAUCAACUCCGCCGCGCUGGAAGCCCUCGUCAGGGAAUUGAAAAUACUCAUCCAUUUGGGGUCGCAUUUGAACGUAGUCAACUUGUUGGGUGCGUGCACUAAAGAGAUGCACAAAGGAGAGCUGUUGGUGAUUGUGGAGUACUGUCGGUUUGGUAACUUGCAAACCUAUUUGUCCAGCCACCGUGGCAGUUUUGUCAAUUUAGUAGACGAAUUUGGCAACAUGAGAUCUCAAAGCGAGACGGAGGGAAAAGAAAACGCAUUAAAUUUGCAAGAAAUGUGUGACAGAGAUCCAACAGCCUCGACGUUUUGUUUGGAUUUACUUCCAACGGAUCCGACUGGCAGUGGUGAAACUGGGCUGGAAUCCAUCUGCCAAUAUCAACGAGAUGCGGCUCUUCCUUGCAUAACCACACGCGAUUUGAUCUCGUGGUCGUUUCAGAUAGCAAGCGGAAUGGAUUACUUGGCUAGCAAAAAGGUCCUACAUGGCGAUUUGGCUGCCCGCAAUGUUCUACUGGCCGACGCUGGGGUGGUCAAAGUGGCUGAUUUUGGAAUGGCCAAGAGGUUGUACUACGACGGUAAAUACGAGAAAACGAGCCAGGGAUUGCUGCCCGUUAAAUGGAUGGCCAUUGAAUCGCUGACGGAUCGUGUCUUUUCGAGCCAGUCGGAUGUCUGGUCGUUUGGUGUUGUUCUCUGGGAACUGUUCUCCCUCGGCAAAGUUCCGUAUCCAGGAAUGGAAAUUGGCCACCUGCUGGUCAAAGAAAUUCAAAAUGGAUAUCGAAUGGAGAGGCCGAUUUAUGCACCGAAUUUCUUCGGUGAAACGAUGACCAGGUGCUGGAAAGCCGACCCGAACGAACGACCCACUUUCCGCCACCUGAAAGACGCGAUUUGCAGUCAGAUGGAGUCAUGCAUCAGCUCCGAGUACCUGUUUAUGGAUGUUCCAUGUCAACAGCAACUCGACGAGGGAAAAGAAUAUGCUAAUUCUACAGACAUGUUGACACCAGCAAAGUUGUUGAACGACCCAUCGAGUUGUCAACCCCCAGCACAAAGUGAACGGUGAUCAUCAAAUUUUCGAUUGAGAAAUGGAUCGAAUUUUGUGUGGUUCAGAAACAGUGGCCAGCUCCUUGGAGAUUACCAGUUAAGUUGUUGAAAUGGACGAACAUGUUCUUCUGAUAGAAACAACUUCCUUUAACGACAUUUUGAUGAUAUGCCCUUCACGCUUUUAUUCCCAACAGCCACCUUUAUAUCGGUAUCGUUUCUCUUGUUGGCUACCUGUUUGGCCGAAACCAUCAUUUCCUUAAUUAACAAUUUGUUUGAAAUGUUCUGAUGCGAUAACAGUACAAUCACACAAGUAUUUAAUUCCUA
Messenger RNA from Daphnia magna, 4215 nucleotides. Its product is annotated as vascular endothelial growth factor receptor 1. Gene Ontology annotation, cellular component: signaling receptor complex. The transcript has 18 exons. Lineage: Eukaryota; Metazoa; Arthropoda; Branchiopoda; Diplostraca; Daphniidae. The coding region runs from base 1133 to 3910 and encodes 925 amino acids. The record is from RefSeq and is a predicted model, not a curated record. Gene Ontology annotation, molecular function: transmembrane receptor protein tyrosine kinase activity; ATP binding. Gene Ontology annotation, biological process: multicellular organism development; cell surface receptor protein tyrosine kinase signaling pathway; positive regulation of kinase activity.